UAUGUUAAGAAGGUUGGGGAUUCGAUAAUGAAACGUCAGAAUGUUUAUUUUGAGUUUCUCUUUUCUUCGAUAAUGCAAUUUGUAAUUUAAUUUAUAAAAUUAUAAAUUACAAAUACACGCAAAUGGAGAAAGAAUAUUAAUCAAAAAAAUUUUCAAGUUAUGUUUGUAAAAUGUAUCUUAAAAAUAAUAAUAUUCUAAGAAUUCUUCUAUUUCUCGUUAGCAUUUCGUUUGUCCUUGGAGAAGAGGAUUUUCCUCAAUUGGAUAAGGAAAAUGCAACAAAUGAAAAAUUUUUUUUUUUAAAAGUAAAAUCAAAUGUUACAUUAACGGAACCAAAGAAAAAUAUUACCAAAGCCAAUUGCAUAAAUGACCAAGUCUACGGACCCGUCGAGAUUGUAAAUGCAACGAGAUUGGUCGAAUUAUUAAUGUUGGAACCAGGUACAGCGAAUAGGACGAAAAAUAGUACGGAAAUAAGAUUAUUACCAGGACCUUGUGUCGUGGUUUUAUUCUAUGCACGUUGGUGUGUUUUUAGUAGUCAAGCUGCACCGCAUUUUAAUGCAUUGCCUCGAUUUUAUCCACACAUCAAGGCUAUUGCAAUUGACGCAAUGAAACAUCAAAGUUUUAACACCCAAUAUGGAAUCGUUGGCGUUCCAUCAUUGGUAAUUUUUCACAAUGGCAAACCAGUGGCAAAAUUCAAUUACACUGUCUAUUCAUUGGACACAUUCUCAAGAUUUAUAACUCAAUUGACAAAUCAACAGCCAAAUGGUUCAAUUUAUGUGACAUCGGCCGAUUUUAGUGGUCCUGUUUCCAGUACACCAUCAAAUGAGACUGAUUAUUGUCUCGUUUUAUCUUGGAUAUUUAUUGCAGCUUGUGCACUUUAUUUCACAUCGAAAAGUCAUUGGUGGAGGCAAUUUGUUGAACUUGUACAAAAUACAUGGCGGGAAAGUAAUGCACAACAUGAACAUGUUGAUUAAAGAUUUUUCUAAUUUUUUUCCCCCGCCUUUUUUUUCUAUAUCAUAAAAUGAUUAUUUAUUCGUAUAUAAGAUUUGUAUUUAUUUUAUUCUUUUCUAAAGGAUUUAACUAUCCAUUGAUGUAUAUAUAUAUAUAUUAGAAAAAGAAAUAUAUCGAUAUUUUGUA
Molecule: messenger RNA, 1134 nt
Organism: Leptopilina boulardi
Lineage: Eukaryota; Metazoa; Arthropoda; Insecta; Hymenoptera; Figitidae
Gene: bug
Product: thioredoxin domain-containing protein 15
Exons: 5
Coding region: 171-971 (266 amino acids)
Biological process (GO): cilium assembly
Cellular component (GO): cilium
Source: RefSeq, a predicted model, not a curated record